Messenger RNA from Talaromyces rugulosus, 2277 nucleotides. RefSeq lists its product as uncharacterized. Gene Ontology annotation, cellular component: nucleus. The record is from RefSeq and is a predicted model, not a curated record. Bases 1 to 2277 code for a protein of 758 amino acids. Gene Ontology annotation, biological process: mismatch repair; DNA double-strand break processing; DNA recombination. Gene Ontology annotation, molecular function: metal ion binding; DNA binding; 5'-flap endonuclease activity. The transcript has 3 exons. Lineage: Eukaryota; Fungi; Ascomycota; Eurotiomycetes; Eurotiales; Trichocomaceae.
AUGGGUAUCAAAGGACUUCACGGUCUCCUCAAAUCCAUCCAGAAACCAUGCAAUCUCAAGAAAUUCGACGGCCAAACAUUGGGUGUUGACGCCUAUGGCUGGCUUCAUAGAGGUACCGUGGCUUGUGCCAUGGACCUGGCAUUGGACAGACCCACCGCAAAGCAUAUUGAUUUUGUAUUGAAUCGUGUUCGCAUGCUGCUGUUCUUUGGAGUAACGCCUUACCUGGUAUUCGAUGGCGACAACUUGCCUAGCAAAUCCGGUACCGAAUCCGAUCGUCUUCACAAAAGAGAGGAAAGCAAGAAACUGGCUUUGGAAUUGCACAACAAGGGUCGUACGGCGGAGGCCCAACAAGAGUUCCAAAAGGCCGUGGACGUCACCCCAUACAUGGCGCGGCAGCUAAUCGAGGAACUGAAACGGAUGAAGGUCCAGUACGUGGUGGCGCCUUACGAGGCAGAUUCACAACUGGUAUACCUUGAAAGACAGGGCAUUAUAAACGGGAUAAUAUCUGAAGAUUCCGACUUGUUAGUGUUCGGUGCGAAACGACUGCUGUCUAAACUCGACCAACAUGGCGAUUGCAUUGAGAUCAACCGCAACGAGUUUACUGCCUGUCGCGACAUCAGCUUGAUUGGAUGGACAGACGCCGAUUUUCGACGCAUGUGUAUUCUCAGUGGGUGCGACUAUCUCCCCAAUAUUCCGAAGAUGGGACUCAAGACUGCAUACCGCAACAUGCGGAAAUACAAGAACGUGGAGAAAAUCCUGAAAGUGUUACAGUUUGAGGGGAACUCACGCAUCCCAGCAGGAUAUUUAGAGAAAUUCCAACAGGCAGAGAAUACGUUUCUCUACCAGCGAGUAUUCUGUCCUGCCUUACAAAAACUAGUCACACUUACCACCGCCGAAAAUGGUAUCAAGGUGGAGGAAAUGCCCUAUAUCGGCGCGGACGUCGAGCCAGAAAUUGCUAUUGGUGUUGCAUGUGGUGAAUUGGACCCGAUGACCAAAGACCAUAUCAACCUGAAACCAUACCCGGCGCCACGGGCCGUGCCAAAUUUAAUUCGGCGACAGACUUUGGCUUCAUCAGCUGACUUGAAGUCUAACAAGCCCAUAAACUCCUUUUUCACCCCCAAGCGAGUGCCACUUGCUGAACUUGAUCCUAAUGAUCUUACCCCAUCCCCAAGUCAACAACGUCUUCUAGAGCGCCACGCAAACAGUUCGUGGCAGCCUAGUACUGCACCUGCCAGCUCGGGAUUGAUGCGCUCCAUGUCAUCUGCGUCUUUACGGCGUUCUGGUGAAAGCCCAGUGACCAGGACUGUCGAAAGGGGAUCUUUUCUUGCCCGCGCAGCAAGAAUUGCAACUGUACCGGCUGUGAAGCGCCAGCGACUCUGUUCUGACGCUGAUGAGGAAUCACUUCCUUCACCACUUGGAGAAGCACGAAGCCGUUUUUUUGAAACUUCAAAUCAAAAUAUUCAAAAUAGUUCACGCCCUAGAAAGUCUCGCAGGUCUACUUUCGGUGUCUUCUCGGACGACGUCGCUGAGGACAUCAUGUGCCAGCUCGCAGAAUCGCCCGAUCCUGCUAAUGUGAGCAAGAAAGCGCCAGAGAAAGACGGAAAAAUCGAGCGUGCACCGGACGUUGAGACCAAUGUUGCAGAAUCUGUAGCUCAGCCUGAACCCAAUUCAUCGGCGAAGCCAAGCACUGAGACAGCAGAGUCAUGUCACACAGAAGAAAAUGACAGUACAAACGACCAAGAUAGUGUUGAUCCAUCUCCUAGGCCAGUCAGCAUUGAUACAGAACCUGGGCUAUUCAAUAAAGUGCUCGAGGCCCAUGUGAAAAACCAGAAUGCAUCAUUGCUUUCCAAAUUUGCAUUCUCGGGUUCUUCCCAAAGCCCCAACCUUACGCGAAAGUUUGAGGAGAAGCCCAGGCUUAUGACUCGAACAGCUACUUCGGGAACGGAGAUAGAAUCGGGCUUGAAUCGCAGCAAUUCCCUCCGUCGACGACUCACUCCAUUGCAGAGGCUCGGUCAAAGCGCCUUGUCCAAGUCCAAGUCUAUGGACCACUUUUCUAUUCGCAAGAUGCUGAAUAGCACUACUCGGGAUUCUGGAUAUGAGUCAGAUUUUGGAAGGGACUCUCAGGACUCACAGCGCGAUGCAGCACCGAAAGUGAACAACAAUUUUGGCGGGAGCGAAGACCAGAUCAUUCCGUGUAGCGACGAGGAGACUGAUGAAUCGCUCAACGAAGGCGAGAGACCGACGCUGAACCUUGGACGAUUCUCGUUUGUGCCUUAA